AUGCACUUCGAAGUAGAAGUCGAAAACUUUACAAAUAAACAACACAUCAUGCCUGAACAUAUUGAUUUGCAAGAAUCGACCCCUAGAAUGAGCAAGUCACAGUCUUCCUCCGUCGAGGAUCUCAACGCUACCCUGGAGAAACCACACCCUUCACCUCUCGAGCGCUUGAAGAAACAAUGGAAGGAGAUCAAAAAGGAGUGGGGGCCUCUCAUGGCGGCCAAAGAGGAUAUGGAUGACGAGUAUACUUUCCCACCGGGUCGUUAUUCUGGGCAAAGAUAG
Penicillium expansum is the source of this 279-nucleotide messenger RNA. RefSeq lists its product as uncharacterized. The record is from RefSeq and is a predicted model, not a curated record. Lineage: Eukaryota; Fungi; Ascomycota; Eurotiomycetes; Eurotiales; Aspergillaceae. The coding region runs from base 1 to 279 and encodes 92 amino acids. The transcript has a single exon.